AUGAAAAUUGUGAAGGAGAAGGAUCUGGAUCGACUUAAAAAGCUGCCGAAUGGGGUUGAAAGUGUAGCAAAAACUCUUGAAACUGACAUCAAAACAGGAUCCUUGAUGAUAAAAAGAAGAUUGGUCGAUAACAUGAGAGAUUUGGUUCAAAAACAUAUAAAAAGCCACCUUCGGAGGUCCAAAGUCAGAAACAGUAGUGAAAACCAAAUUGAAGUUUUGAGAGGCAAUAAAAGGAAAAAGAUUUCGAUGUAUGAAAUAGUUGUGGGAGAUGUGGUUUGCUUAAAGAUUGGAGACGAAGUUCCAGCAGACGGAUUGUUAGUAGAAGGGAAUAACCUGCAAGUAGAGGAAGAUGAUCAAGAUGGUGAGACAGUACAAGUUGAUCCCGAUAAAAAUCCAUUUCUGUUUUCUGGAUCUAUAGUGGUCAAUAGUGAUUAA
Messenger RNA from Ziziphus jujuba (common jujube), 435 nucleotides. Its product is annotated as calcium-transporting ATPase 12, plasma membrane-type-like. The record is from RefSeq and is a predicted model, not a curated record. Lineage: Eukaryota; Viridiplantae; Streptophyta; Magnoliopsida; Rosales; Rhamnaceae. Gene Ontology annotation, cellular component: intracellular membrane-bounded organelle. Gene Ontology annotation, molecular function: P-type calcium transporter activity. Bases 1 to 435 code for a protein of 144 amino acids. The transcript is spliced from 2 exons.